Molecule: messenger RNA, 786 nt
Organism: Darwinula stevensoni
Lineage: Eukaryota; Metazoa; Arthropoda; Ostracoda; Podocopida; Darwinulidae
Source: the annotation of a GenBank genome assembly
AGUUGUGAAAAGAGAAACUCUAGGUGUCACAUGAUGGGAGGCCCUGGUCACGGAUGGCCAAGAACAUCCAAGAGUGCCAACAUGAGUGGGACAACCCCACCCAUGGCUGACAAGAGUCACCUCACACUCAAUCGCAGCAUUAGCCUCUACCCACUCACCAACUAUACCUUUGGAACCAAGGAUCCCCUCUAUGAGAAAGAUCCUUCUGUCCAGGCUCGCUUUCAGAGGAUGAGGGAGGAGUUCGUCAAGGUCGGCACACGCCGGAGUGUUGAAGGGGUUCUCCUUGUCCAUGAGCAUGGACUCCCACAUGUUUUACUCCUCCAGCUUGGUACCACUUUUUUCAAGUUGCCUGGAGGGGAGCUGAACAAUGAUGAAGAUGAGAUUGAGGGCCUCAAGAGACUUUUAACUGAGACCCUAGGCCGCCAAGAUGGGGCUCCACCGGACUGGAUUGUUGAGGACACCAUUGGCAACUGGUGGCGACCUAAUUUUGAGCCACCACAGUAUCCCUACAUCCCACCACACAUCACCAAGCCCAAGGAACACAAGAAGAUGUUUCUUGUCCAACUGGGCGAGAAGGCUUUGUUUGCUGUGCCCCGUAACUACAAACUGGUUGCUGCCCCUCUCUUUGAACUCUAUGACAACAGCCAAGGAUAUGGGCCAGUGAUUUCUUCUCUCCCUCAGGCCCUCUGCCGCUUCAAUUUCAAAUACAUGUGAAUUUACCUCCCCAAGAUGGAUCUCCUGUCUCUUGGUUUCAAUACAAUUGACUUUGUACCAAGACCUUAAAGA